AUGACUUCAAAUGGGCACUUUUCUUCUAUUGGAGAUGUUGACGGAGGGGACUAUCAGCAUGGAGUCCAGGUAGUGGACGGCGAUAAGGAGUUCAAUCCGAAUCUGUCGAAAUAUCUGAUACACGAGAAUGUUACCCCGGCAGGAUUUAAUUACCACCUUAUCUCGGUCUUUGGCUCUCAGUCCACCGGAAAGUCAACCCUCCUAAAUACCCUCUUCAAAACAGACUUCAGCGUUAUGUCCGAGACCGAAAGACGUCAGACCACAAAGGGAAUAUGGCUCUCGAAAAAUAAACGUACUGCUUCGAAUGAAAAAGAGAAGAUGGCGGAUAAUAUCCUGGUCAUGGAUGUCGAAGGGACUGAUGGCAGAGAGCGUGGAGAAGACCAGGACUUUGAACGCAAAAGUGCCCUCUUUGCGCUUGCCACGAGUGAGGUGCUUAUUGUCAAUAUCUGGGAGCACCAGGUUGGAUUAUACCAGGGAGCCAAUAUGGGUCUCUUAAAGACAGUAUUUGAGAAUACCCUAAUGCAGGAUCUCCAACGAAUAUGGUCAUCACUUUCCAAACCAGAGGGGACCGAAAAUUCUACUAUUGAGGAUUAUUUCGAUUUUGCUUUUGCAGGCUUGCCCCAUAAGAGUUUCCAGCCGGAAAAAUUUGCUGAAGAAGUUGAUAAGCUUAGUACUCGAUUCAGAGAUGGCCACCGUAGCCCUUCCAACCUGGCCGUUAAGGGUACAGCGGCGGAAGACGGCGUUUUCCUUCCUGAGUACCAUCGACGAAUUCCAGCUGAUGGUUUUUCUGUUUAUGCGGAAGGGAUCUGGGAACAAAUUGUGAAUAAUAAGGAUCUGGAUCUUCCUACUCAACAAGAACUCCUUGCACAAUUCCGCUGUGACGAGAUUGCACGAGAAGUACUUGUUCUCUUUGAUCAAACCAUUGGACCGUUUGAAGUGCAACAAGCCGAUGCAACUCGAUCCGGAAUUCCAUUAAUUCUUGCUGGCCUUGGUGUCGCUAUGCGUACAGCUCGGGGGAAAACGAUGAACAGUUUCGAAACCGAAGCCAGCCGGUACCACAAGCGUGUUUUCGCAACCAAAAAGUCUGAGUUAGAGGAGAAAAUUGAUACCCGCCUUAAAGCACUAUUUACCGGUCAACUCAGUGCCGCUCACAAGUCUGGCGUUGCCGAAUUUAGUGAAGCAGUCAGUUCUGCCGUCAAGGCAGGACAGAAGAAAGGUGCCAGCUAUGAUUUUGCAGAAAUUGUUACCAGGGAAAGGAAGCUCGCAAUUGAGAAGUUUGAAAAGGAGGCCGGCACUGUGCUGGUGGAGGGGGCUCCUUGGAGUGAUUACAAGCAGGAGCUGUCCCUAUACCAAAAGGAUCUUGAAAAGAUCAGUUCACAACUAAGAAAGGACGAGAUGAGGCGCCUUGCCACUAGAGUUGAACGAUGGGUGAGAUCUCGGCUGGGUGACUCCAUUGACCUUGAAUUCAACGCCCUUGGUUCAGGAAGAGGCGGCUCCAGGGCUCCAGAGGACGGAGAAAAACCCAGUGAAAAAACCAUUUGGGAUAGAAUUUGGUCUCUCUUUGUAAACACGGUUUUGGACGCCGAACGAAGAUUUACAGAGCGAGCCAAGAGCUUUGAUGCAAGCUUGGAGGAAGUUGACGUUGGCCUAUGGAGACUGCGACGAAAAUCCUGGGGUGUGCUACGUUCUAAGAUCGAUGAGGAGAUGAUGGAAGGGAACAUUCUCCUUAAAUUGCGCGAAAACUUUGAGGAUAAAUUCCGUUAUGACGACCUUGGUGUACCCCGGAUCUGGCGACCUACGGAUGAUAUCGAAGGAAUCUACACUACUGCCAGAGAAUCUACACUUAAUUUGAUUCCCCUUCUGGCCCGUUUUAGGCUAAACGAAACGUCCGCGCCUCCACCAUUGGAUAAAUGGGUCGGUCAUAUGCCCAGUUCCGCAGGCGCUGCCGAUGAAGAAGACCUUGCACCAAUUGGUGGCGUUGAUGAAGAUGACGGCAAGAGCCUGGAAGAAGAGAUGACUAUGCUCAGUGAAGCUAAAAGACAGGAUUUGACUGUUCGAUUCAAAAAGGCGGCUGAUGGCGUGUACGUUGAAGCAAAAAGAAGUGCCAUUGGUGGCAUUACUCAAGUACCAUUGUAUUUUUACGGCCUUCUCCUAGCCUUGGGCUGGAACGAAAUAAUCGCCGUCCUCCGGAACCCAAUAUACUUCUUGUUCCUGCUAGUGAUUGGCGUUGGAGCUUAUGUCACUUUCAGACUCAAUCUCUGGGGCCCUAUGAUAAACAUGGCAGAAGCAGCCUCUCGCCAAGCUGUCGAAGAGGGUAAACGACGACUUCGAGAGUUCCUGGAGUCCUCUGAUACCGGACGCCAGGCCAUGGCUAUGUCCGGGCGCAACAGUACGCAUGUUGAGGAAUACGAAAUGUCAUCCAGCCUCAAGAACAAGGGAAGGCGUUCUACCGCGGACGAUGAUGACGAUGACGACGAUUUGUAA
Molecule: messenger RNA, 2484 nt
Organism: Trichophyton benhamiae CBS 112371
Lineage: Eukaryota; Fungi; Ascomycota; Eurotiomycetes; Onygenales; Arthrodermataceae
Exons: 4
Coding region: 1-2484 (827 amino acids)
Biological process (GO): endoplasmic reticulum membrane fusion
Cellular component (GO): endoplasmic reticulum
Molecular function (GO): GTPase activity; GTP binding
Source: RefSeq, a predicted model, not a curated record